Molecule: messenger RNA, 367 nt
Organism: Meloidogyne enterolobii
Lineage: Eukaryota; Metazoa; Nematoda; Chromadorea; Rhabditida; Meloidogynidae
Source: the annotation of a GenBank genome assembly
GUACUCAUCGCAUUCUAUUCCAGAUUCGUCGUUCAUUGAUCAAGUUCUCGCUCCAAUGACGUGCUUAGGUGGCCAGAAGUUUAGAGUUUACACGCGCUAUACUAUGCCUAUGCGAUAUCACUAUACAAGAAGCAGCAGAAUAGGAGAAAUUGUGAUAGAUUCAACAGCGGGAGGGCGUGUUUUUGUUGAUCAAAAAAGCUUAAAGGAACACGGCCCUAUGGAAAAAGGAGACCAUGGAUACGAUAAUAGAAUGCGUGAAAUGAGGGCAAUUUUUGGUGCUUGGGGUCCUUCAAUUAAAAAUGGAUAUCAAAUCGAACCCUUCCAAAACAUUGAACUUUACAAUUUGUUUACAGGUGGGUGUUGUUAG